This is a messenger RNA of Trametes versicolor FP-101664 SS1, 2326 nucleotides long. RefSeq lists its product as uncharacterized. The record is from RefSeq and is a predicted model, not a curated record. Bases 19 to 2139 code for a protein of 706 amino acids. Gene Ontology annotation, cellular component: membrane. Gene Ontology annotation, molecular function: magnesium ion transmembrane transporter activity. Lineage: Eukaryota; Fungi; Basidiomycota; Agaricomycetes; Polyporales; Polyporaceae. Gene Ontology annotation, biological process: magnesium ion transport. The transcript is spliced from 5 exons.
GACCUCCACACUCUCUUCAUGGCUGGCGACGACAGCGACCCCUCCAUCUCUAUCCCAGUCGGCAUCAUCAUCGGCCUCCUUGCCUCCUUCAUUCAAUCUCUCGGCCUCACCGUCCAGCGCAAGAGCCAUGUUCUCAACCAAUCACUCCCGGAGGACCAGCAGAAGGUCGAGCACCGCAGGCCACUAUGGCUUCUAGGCUUCACCAUCUUCAUCUCCUCCAACCUCUUCGGAUCCGUGUUCCAGAUCGCGUCCCUCCCGGUCGUCAUUCUCGCCCCCCUCGGCGCGGUCUCUCUCCUGUGGAAUGCCUUCUUUGCACGCCUCCUCCUUGGGGACGUGUUCUCGCCUUGGAUGCUGCUCGGGACGCUACUCAUCGCCGGCGGAGCCGUGCUCAUUGCUGUCUUCGGCAUCGUCAAGGAGCCUACGCACUCACUCGAGGACCUGCUGCGCCUGUUCAGUCGCCCAGCGUUCAUAGCGUACUUCUCGCUGCUGGGCUUCGUUGUGCUAGUGUGGCUAGUUGCCACCCAUGUGGUGGAGUACUCCUAUACCCGCCGCUACAAGCUCGCGGACGUCAGCCCGCCACUAUCACCCCUUCUUGCGCCGAACACAGCGCCCUCCCUCCUUACCACCGCAACGACAGCGACGUCCGCGGUCGACCCCACCUCGGCGACUGAGCGGACACCCCUCAUUGACCGCAAACCCCAACCGCGCUCAAAGUCACCAUCCCCUUCGACCUCCAUCCGCUCCAUCAUCGCGAGCCCGCUCUCGUAUGGCGCGAAAUCACCGCAGACCCCUCUAUUCCUCGCAUUCUCGUAUGCGUCCAUAUCCGGCAUCCUCUCGGGCAUGUGCCUCCUGUUCGCGAAGAGCGGGGUCGAGCUGCUGCUGUGGACGUUCGGCGGAAACAACCAGUUUUGGCGGUGGCAGGCGUGGGUGCUUGUCAUCAGCCUGGUGGUGUUCGCCCUGCUGCAGCUGUGGUAUAUGCACAAGAGUCUGGUUUUGGCCGAUCCUACCUUAGUAUGCCCACUGGCAUUCUGUUUCUACAACCUAUCUAGCAUCGUGAAUGGCCUGGUCUACUUUGACCAAUUUUCGAUGCUCUCUACCCUGCACCUUCUCCUGGUGGGGCUCGGCAUUGCCGUCUUGCUUUCCGGCGUCUGGAUCAUCAGCUUCCCUCCAGGCGGCGGAGGCGGUGUCGACGUUGGCACCUGGCACGAAGGCGACUCCGCAAUGGAACUUACCGGUGAAGACAGCGAUAUCGAGGAAGAAGCGUACGAGGACGAACCGUUGCCCAUGGACGAGCAGUCUCGCGCCGAGUCUGCGCGCGGCCGCACCUCCUCCGGGCUCGGGUUGCACGUCAUUACAGAACCACCUACGCCGAUCGCAGCACCGCAGCUGUCACCACCACCGACCACCCCCGCACGCUCGGGGGGACGCGCAGCCCGCCCACACGGCCGACAGCAGACGGACUCCGCGUUGCUCUCGUCUCCGCCGGCUCGGCGCUCGCGCACUACGAGCACAGGGCUGGAACACAGCCUAAGUCCCGAAGUGCAGUCUCCAGGAUCGGCCUCCUCGCGCAGGCGACGGCGCACCACGCUCGCAGCGGCCUCGGGCGCGUCGCAGCUCAGUCCCACAGCUUCGCAUUUCGCGCCGUCGCUACCCCCGAGCGCGUCUGCGCUCAGCGGGUUCUCCAUCGGGCUGUCGCCCAUCAGCCCGGGAUUCUCCAUCGUGCCGCGCGAGCGGCGGCGGCGGAUGACAGGGCACGGGAGCAGUAACGGGGGCGCGGGCGGAGCAGCGAGUGGGCUGCUGCCAUUGCCAGGGGGCGAUGCGCACAGUCAUUACGGCGCUGGCGCCGGGGCUGCAAGCGACGCAGGGUCGGUUGGGAGCCCAGGGCGGGGGUGGAAGAUGCGCCGAGUGGUGAGCGAAGGCGAUGCGACGGGCGCUGCGCCGCUGCGUGUCGAUGGCGGCGGCGUAGGGUCAGACUCGAGAACUGGCGGGGAGGCAGCGGGCCUGCCGUACGGGAGGGACGUCGAGCGGGCAGGCGGCGGCGGCGGACAGGAAGCUGGCCAGGAACCGGAAGGACGGCGGGCAAAGGGAAGAUGGAAGUGGCUGCGGAACGUGCUGGGUAGCACGGAUCCGCCGAGAUGAGUUUGGCCUGGGUGUGUUCGCCCUUGCGACGUCGAGACGCGUCGCGCGGAAUAUGAGGGCGCGGGGCCCUGGCGGAAGUGGACGGAGGCGGGAUGGUAUAUAGACAUUGAUAUGAUGGUGAUACACCCCCCUUACGACGUACAUAAUGGGGUUUCUAUGGACUCGUACUAGCAUACCCGACGCGAGU